Molecule: messenger RNA, 1917 nt
Organism: Salvelinus namaycush (lake trout)
Lineage: Eukaryota; Metazoa; Chordata; Actinopteri; Salmoniformes; Salmonidae
Product: rabphilin-3A-like
Exons: 17
Coding region: 1-1917 (638 amino acids)
Biological process (GO): intracellular protein transport
Cellular component (GO): membrane
Molecular function (GO): small GTPase binding
Source: RefSeq, a predicted model, not a curated record
AUGACGAACGCAGUGAUGGGCGGUAGCUCGGACCGCUGGGUGCCCAACGAUAGGCAGAUGAGCAUGCAUGCCAAGGGUAACUGGACCAACCAGGCCAGGCCUGGUCCCGGCGCUCCGGACCUAACUGACGAGGAGAAGGAGAUCAUUAACGGUGUGAUCGCCCGUGCUGAGAAGAUGGAGGCCAUGGAGCAGGAAAGAAUUGGGCGCCUGGUGAACCGUCUAGAUGACAUGAAGAAGACGGUGUGUGGGGACGGGGUGAACCGCUGUCUGCUGUGUGGGGAGCAGCUGGGUGUUCCAGGGGUCAGCUCAGUGGUUUGUGAGGACUGCAAAAAGCACAUGUGCACCAAGUGUGGAGUGCAGAACGGCAGCCGGUCGCGCUCUGUGUGGCUCUGCAAGAUCUGCAGCGAACAGCGAGAGGUGUGGAAGCGAUCUGGUGCCUGGUUCUUUAAAGGCUUUCCUAAGCAGUUCCUGCCCUCGCCCAUGCCCAUCUCCAAGUCCAAAGAGUCAAGUGCCCAGCGAGCCCCAGAGCCAGCAUCAUCUGACCCCAGGGCUGCAGCUGGUCAUACCCGACCACAGGCACAGGCCAGAGGUCCAGAGGAGAGUCAGGCUCCUAGUGCUAGCCAGCAGGGAGCAGCAGGACCAGAGGAACUGGGGCAUGCUGGCAAACCACCUGUGGCCCCUAAGCCGUCAGAUGUUCGCAUGGCCACUGGUGGGACUGGUCAUGGUUACAAUGAGGGAGGUGCUCAGAACAGCCCAGUGGUGCUGCAGAAGGCUGUUCCAGUCCAGAGCUCCAGGCCCCCUCCAGCAGCAUCGGCCCAGCAGGCUCCACUGGAGACGGAGGGAGGUGGCUACUCCACUAGCGCUGCUCCAGUGGAGGAGAGAGUGCCCCCUGCAGUGCGGGAGGAGAGGAGACAGCCAACCACCUACAACCCCCCUCCUGCUCGACAACAAGCCCCUCCGCCUGAGGAGGAGGAUGCAAACAGCUAUGACUCAGAUGAGGCCACCACUCUGGGCGGCUUGGAGUUCAGCUUACUUUAUGAGCAGGAGAACAACAGUCUCCACUGCAGCAUCCUCAAAGCCAAGGGACUGAAGCCCAUGGACUCGAACGGACUGGCUGAUCCCUAUGUCAAGCUGCAUCUACUGCCAGGGGCCAGUAAGUCCAACAAGCUACGCACCAAGACCCUGAGAAACACCCGUAACCCUGCCUGGAACGAGACCCUGGUCUACCACGGACUCACAGACGAGGACAUGCAGCGCAAGACUCUCAGGAUCUCUGUCUGUGAUGAGGACAAGUUUGGGCAUAAUGAGUUUAUUGGAGAAACUCGCGUUGCGCUGAAGAAACUGAAGAUCAACCAGAAAAAAACCUUCAACGUGUGUCUCGAGAGAGUUGUCCCUACAAAGAAGACCGCAACAGCUGGAGGGGCUCGAGGCAUUUCGCUCUACGAGGAUGAGGGUGGGAAGGAGGUUGGAGAUGUGGAGGAGCGUGGUCGUAUCUUGAUCUCCCUCACGUACAGCACCCAGCAGAAUCGUCUCCUCGUGGGUGUGGUGCGCUGUGUUCACCUGGCCGCCAUGGAUGCCAAUGGAUACUCUGACCCAUUUGUCGAAAUAUGCCUGAGACCUGAUAUGGGGAAGAAGGCCAAGAACAAAACAAAUAUCAAGAAGAAGACCCUAAACCCAGAGUACAACGAGGAAUUUAGCUAUGACAUCAAGCACAGCGACCUGGCUAAGAAGACCCUGGACAUCUCAGUGUGGGACUACGACAUUGGGAAAUCCAAUGAUUACAUCGGUGGGUGCCAGCUGGGCAUCACAGCCAAAGGGGAGCGGCUGAAGCACUGGUAUGAGUGCCUGAAGAACAAGGACAAGAAGAUAGAGCGGUGGCAUACCCUGUUGAAUGAGAAUCCUGUCAACAGCAACUAA